This is a messenger RNA of Camelus dromedarius (Arabian camel), 2353 nucleotides long. RefSeq names its product cytochrome P450 3A24-like. Lineage: Eukaryota; Metazoa; Chordata; Mammalia; Artiodactyla; Camelidae. The transcript is spliced from 13 exons. The record is from RefSeq and is a predicted model, not a curated record. Gene Ontology annotation, molecular function: iron ion binding; testosterone 6-beta-hydroxylase activity; heme binding. The coding region runs from base 164 to 1675 and encodes 503 amino acids. Gene Ontology annotation, biological process: steroid metabolic process; oxidative demethylation.
UCCUACUGGCUGCAGCUCCAGCCCCACCCCCUUCCCAGCACAUAAACCCUCCAGCCUCGCUGCAUCUCCACGGGCAGGACGGGGAGCUCCACGCUCACAGGCGAAGAGCAGCGCACAAAGCGGCGAGGGAACUCGGAGGAGGGAGUCACGGAGGACAGUGGCCAUGGACCUGAUCCCAAGCUUUUCCAUGGAAACGUGGGUUCUCCUGGCUACCAGCCUGGCGCUCCUCUAUCUCUAUGGGACGUACUCACACGGAGUAUUUAAGAAGCUGGGGAUUCCUGGGCCAAAGCCUCUGCCCAUUUUUGGAAAUGUUCUAGCUUACAAAAAGGGUAUUUGGGAUUUUGACGAGGAAUGUUUUAAAAAGUAUGGGAAAGUGUGGGGGUUUUAUGAUGGUGGACAGCCUGUGCUGGCAAUUCUUGAUCCAGACAUGAUCAAAACAGUGUUAGUGAAAGAAUGCUAUUCCACCUUCACAAACCGGCGGAUUUUUGGUCCAGUGGGAGUUAUGAAAAACGCCAUUACUCUGGCAGAGGAUGAACAGUGGAAGAGAACACGAAUAUUGCUGUCGCCAAGCUUCACCAGUGGGAAGCUCAAGGAGAUGUUCCCCAUCAUUGGCCAGUACGGAGAUGUGUUGUUGAGAAACCUGAGGAGGGAAGCAGAGAAAGGCAAGCCCGUCACCAUGAAGGACAUUUUUGGACCCUACAGCAUGGAUGUGAUUACCAGCACAUCAUUUGGAGUGAACGUUGAUUCCCUCAACAACCCACAGGAUCCCUUUGUAAAAAAUGGCAAGAAGCUCUUAAGAUUUGACUUCCUAGAUCCACUCCUUAUCAUAUCAAUGCUCUUUCCAUUCCUUUGCCCAGUCCUUGAGGUGUUAAAUUUCUCUUUGUUUCCGAAAAGUGCCGUGAAUUUUUUCAUCAGAUCUUUAGAAAGGAUUAAAGAAAGUCGCCUCAAAGAUGAACGAACGCACCGAGUGGAUUUUCUCCAGCUGAUGAUUGACUCCCAGAAUUCCAAAGAAACGGGCACCCAUAAAGCUCUGACUGACCUAGAAAUAGUGGCCCAAGGCAUUACCUUUAUUUUUGCUGGCUACGAGACCACUGGCAAUUCUCUCUGCUUCAUUAUGUAUGAACUGGCCACGCACCCCGAUGUCCAGCAGAAGCUGCAGAAGGAGAUCGAUGCGACUUUCCCCAACAAGGCGCCCCCCACCUACGAUGGCCUGCUACACAUGGAGUAUCUUGACAUGGUGGUGAACGAAACUCUCAGAAUAUUCCCACUUGCUGGGAGACUGGAGAGGGUCUGUAAGAAAGAUGUGGAAAUCAAUGGGGUGUUCAUUCCCAAAGGGACAGUGGUGAUGGUGCCAGUCUACGCUCUUCACAAAGACCCAGCACUUUGGACAGAGCCUGAGGAGUUCCGUCCCGAAAGGUUCAGCAAGAAGAACCAGGACAGCAUAAAUCCUUACACAUACCUGCCUUUUGGAACUGGACCCCGAAACUGCAUCGGCAUGAGGUUUGCUAUGAUGAGCAUGAAACUUGCGCUCGCCAAAGUCCUGCAGAACUUCUCCUUCAAACCUUGCAAAGAAACACAGAUCCCCCUGGAAUUAGGCACUCAAGGCCUUAUGCACCCAAAAAAACCCAUCAUUUUAAAAGUUGUGCCCAGAGACGGAACCUUAAAUGAAGCCUGACUUUCCCUAAGGACCUGGGUGUUGUUCUGCAAGGAAGCCGCGUCCCAGAGCACCAGAGACCUGGACUGACUUUGUGAGAAAACCCAGAAAUGAAAACGGGCCUCACCCGCUGCCUUGUUGGAUGAUCACGGAUCCUGUACAUUCAUUGAGCCUUUUCAGGGUCUACGGGGAGUGUUGUAUGUUGUGUCACAUGAAGGAGGUGACUAGGAAGGGCCAGAUACGUAGACUCAGCUUCCCAAGUUCUCACAGGACCAUCUCCACCCACCCCCAGUUAGUACCAUCUACUCCUCUGGAGCACUGAUCAAGAAUGAAAAUUUCUCAACAGUUUUUUCAACAAAAUUUAAUGAAAACAAGAAUUGCAGUGGUGACUGAAGUAGUGACAUUUAGAUCACAGAUUUUUUUGAAGAUUCUGAAUUAAAUAUUCUAUUGAGCAAGUCAAUAAACAUCUCUCUGCAGAAGUAUUAUCUGCUGCCUUUGUUCACAUUAGGGGGAACGCGCACCACUGAAUCGGGGAGACUCAGUGACUAAAUGCUUUGACCGUCACAAUCACUGGUGGGUGGAACCAAUCUGAUGUAUUAAAUAGGUAAGAGUUACAGCACUGGGACUUCAUCCACUGCUUAGAAAGUAUGUUCAUAGUUUAAAUCUACCUGUUUUGGACACAUAUUUUCUUCACACCUC